UUCUCAGUGAACGACUUGUCAAGCGAACAACAAGCAGCAGCGACUUAAAUCUCAUACCAGCGGCAGCAGCAGCAGCAGCAACAACAACAACAGCACAAAAAGAAACAGAAAAGUCACGGUUUACUUGGAACGAUUAUGGGCAGCACGAUGCAGCAGGCCGGCGAGGCCCCAAACCCCUUCGCCCACACGCGCGUUGGCGUCGCCGCCAUCAUCCGGCGCAAGGACGGCAGAGUCAUCGUGGGCCGGCGCAAGAGCAGCCACGGCGCAGGGACCAUCCAGCUCCCCGGCGGCCACCUCGAGUUCGGCGAGUCCUUCUUCGUCUGCGCCGAGCGCGAGACGCUCGAGGAGACGGGGCUGCGGGUGCGCGGCACCAAGGUCGCGGGCGUGACCAACGACUUCUUCGGGGACCUCGGAAAGCAUUACAUCACCAUCUUUGUGAGGUGCGAAUUGGAGGACGACGACGCGGAGCCCAUCAACAUGGAGCCCGAAAAGUGCGCGGGCUGGUCGUGGGUGACGUGGGGCGAGGUUCGGGCCAUCAACGAGGCGGCCAAGGGGCCCGGGGGAGAACAAGGGCCGAAGCUAUUCCUGCCGCUGCAGAACCUGGUGGAGGAGAACCCGGAUUUUGAGGCGUCUGUUUAGUGAAGAGGGGGGUCUGGUUCGUCGGAGGAGCAGCGUAGAGUUGGAUCUUCAUCGUGAUUGAGGGACCACCGGUUAUCAUACGGCAGAGUAGAAACGGGAUGUGCGCACUGAGAGGUGCAUCGGCCCGUAUCAAGUAGCCCCAGGAAAAGGGGACGAGUUUGGGGAUUGAUUGGCCAUGUCAACUUUAGACAGUAUACAGAGCAGCAGAGCAUGCGAUACAUUAGGUGUGGCCUCGCGCAUCACCGAAUCAAUUUAGAAGAAACACAGCUGUCGCGCAUC
Molecule: messenger RNA, 918 nt
Organism: Colletotrichum navitas
Lineage: Eukaryota; Fungi; Ascomycota; Sordariomycetes; Glomerellales; Glomerellaceae
Product: NUDIX domain-containing protein
Exons: 3
Coding region: 136-639 (167 amino acids)
Biological process (GO): dGTP catabolic process
Cellular component (GO): cytosol
Molecular function (GO): 8-oxo-7,8-dihydrodeoxyguanosine triphosphate pyrophosphatase activity
Source: RefSeq, a predicted model, not a curated record